GUCAGAUGGUUUGGGGAUUGCGUUGUAGAUCUGGUUUUACAGGAAGUUAAAUUGAUCACUUUCUCUCCCAUUAAGUGCUGGACUCAAUGUAAGUUUGGGAAGAGGUUUAGCGAUGGUUCCAUCUGGGAGGACUGAAGCUCUGCUUCUGCUGCUACUGACACUCCAACUGCACUUCGGCCUAGUCGUCUCUAUGGUAACAAAGACCAGUUUGAUUCAGGAGCAGCCAGAGGAAGGCGAGUCGAAGUCUCACGAACGUGUGAAGCGAGGCUGGGUGUGGAACCAGUUCUUCGUUGUGGAGGAAUACACAGGGACGGAACCCCUCUACGUAGGAAAGAUUCACUCGGAUUCUGACGAGGGGGAUAGCUCAAUCAAGUACACAAUCUCAGGGGAAGGCGCUGGCACCAUUUUCAUCAUUGAUGAGAUUACGGGGGAUAUUCAUGCCACCGAGCGAUUGGACCGUGAAGAGAAGACCUUCUACACCCUGCGCGCCCAGGCCAGGGACCGGCUCACUGACCGCCCGCUCGAACCCGAGUCUGAGUUCAUCAUCAAGGUCCAGGACAUCAAUGACAGUGAGCCCAAAUUCCUGGAGGGACCUUACAUUGGGAGUGUCCCAGAGCUGUCACCCAUUGGGACAUCAGUGAUGAAGGUAACCGCCUCCGAUGCAGAUGAUCCCACAUACGGGAACAGUGCACGGGUCAUAUACAGCGUACUGGAGGAGGAGAAGAUCUUCACGGUGGACAGCAAGACCGGGAUCAUUCGCACGGCUGUGGCUGAACUGGACCGAGAGAAGCAGGAUCGCUACGAGCUGGUCAUCAAAGCAACUGACAUGGCGGGGCAGAUGGGCGGGCUCUCAGGAUCCACCACCGUUACCAUAGUGAUCACCGACGUCAACGACAGUCCCCCACGCUUCCCACAGAAGAUGUACCAGUUCUCUGUGUCCGAGUCUGCAGUGGUGGGUACCCCAGUUGGCAGGGUGAAGGCGGAGGAUGCUGACAUGGGCGAGAACACGGAUAUGAGCUACCUAAUUAAAGACGAGGAGGGGGCCGAACUGUUCAGAGUCAGCACUGAUGGGGACUCCCAAGAGGCUAUCAUCACUGUCAGAAAGCCCCUGGACUAUGAGAACAAGCGAACACACAAUGUGGUGGUGGAGGCAGUGAAUAAGCACGUGGACCCUCGCUUUGUAGACCUGGGGUCAUUCCGAGACCAGACCAUCGUGAGGGUCAGCGUGACGGACUGGGAUGAGCCCCCCCAGUUCCGGUCGCCCAUAGCGGUGCUGGAGGUGCAGGAGGACGCAAGGCUGGGGGCUCUGGUGGGGGUCGUGAAUGCAGUGGACCCUGACCUGGACAAUGCUCCUGUCAGGUACUCUAUAGAGCAGAGCACAGACCUGGAGAACAUAUUUAACAUUGACUCCAUCACUGGUGCCCUCACCCUGGGCAAGAUCCUGGACCGGGAGACAGCAGGCUGGCACAACAUCACUGUGCAGGCCAUGGAAGCAGAUAACCCCUCUCAGGUGUCCAAGACGUCUGUCAGCAUCCGAAUCCUUGAUGUUAAUGACAACCCACCCGAACUGGCAGCUCCUAAUGAAGCGUCUAUCUGUGAGGAUGCAAAACCUGGCCAGCUCAUCCACACUAUCAGUGUAGUAGACAGAGAUGAGCCGCAGACUGGGCAUCGAUUCUACUUCACUCUCGCACCCGAGGCAGCCAACAACCGACACUUUAAGCUGUGGGAUGUCAAGGACAACACGGCAGGAAUCCGAACACAGCGGGCAGGCUUCAACCGGCAGGAGCAGAACAUCUACCUGCUGCCCAUCCUGGUGGUGGAUAGAGGCCCCCCCACCCUGAGCAGCACCGGGACGCUGACCAUCCGAGUGUGUGGCUGUGACACCGACGGGACCAUCCAGACCUGCAACACCACGGCCUACGUGAUGUCAGCGGCGCUGAGCCCCGGCGCACUCAUCGCUCUGCUGGUCUGCAUGCUCAUAUUCAUCGUGCUGGUGUUGUUGAUCCUAGCUCUGAAGCGACACCGGAAAGGCCACCGGAUGUCAGAGGAUGAGGAGGACAUGCGUGACAACGUGAUCAAAUAUAAUGACGAGGGUGGCGGCGAGCAAGACACCCAGGCUUAUGACAUGAGUGCCCUGCGCAGCCUUUACGACUUCCCUGAAGUCAAUGGGGGCAACUCAGGGCCUGAUCUUCACUCCCUGCCCCAGUGGAUGCAGGACCAGAGCCAGGGCGACCUGAACGACUCAGCCACAUCGUCAGAUUUCUCUAUCUUCCGGAGCUACAUCUGCAAGAAGGUGGAACUGGCAGACACAGAUCUCUCUGUCCCACCAUACGAUUCCUUUCAAACAUACGCCUUUGAAGGCUCCAGCUCACCAGCACUCACAUUGAGCUCCAUCCACACUCUCUCUAACACAUCCGAGCAAGACUUGUCAUACCUAAGUGACUGGGGGCCACGCUUUCGACAGCUUGCGGGCCUGUACUUAGUGGGCCAUAACGAGGACGUAGGCUCCUAG
This is a messenger RNA of Polyodon spathula (Mississippi paddlefish), 2512 nucleotides long. RefSeq names its product cadherin-22-like. The transcript has 11 exons. Bases 113 to 2512 code for a protein of 799 amino acids. Gene Ontology annotation, biological process: adherens junction organization; homophilic cell-cell adhesion; cell-cell junction assembly. NCBI's taxonomy places the organism in Eukaryota, Metazoa, Chordata, Actinopteri, Acipenseriformes, Polyodontidae. Gene Ontology annotation, cellular component: plasma membrane; catenin complex; adherens junction. Gene Ontology annotation, molecular function: calcium ion binding; cadherin binding. The record is from RefSeq and is a predicted model, not a curated record.